Molecule: messenger RNA, 2012 nt
Organism: Astyanax mexicanus (Mexican tetra)
Lineage: Eukaryota; Metazoa; Chordata; Actinopteri; Characiformes; Acestrorhamphidae
Product: murein hydrolase activator EnvC
Exons: 8
Coding region: 139-1488 (449 amino acids)
Source: RefSeq, a predicted model, not a curated record
GUGAGUAGCUGCACGCUGACCUGCAUGCAGAUGAGGGGUAAUACCUGAACUCAGGGGCUCAGCAUCCAGCAGCACUCUCAGGCUGUUUUGAAGUUCAGUCCUAAACACAGCUCUGUACAGAGAGCAGCAGGCAGGAGAAUGACUCUGAGAGCCACGUCUCAUGGGGACCUUCAGGCCCUGUCCCUGUCCAAGCCUCCAUCUCUGGACAACGGCAUGUACAAGUCCUACUCGGUCAGCAGUAACAACAUGGGCAGCCGGUUUGGGAAGGACGGCCAGGAGGAUUCCAAGGAUCCGUUCAAGCGCUCGCAUCCACCUCGCAGGCCUGUGCGCGCGGUCAGACCGGUCAGCGCCCUCAGCAGCAGUGGGACAUUCCUACAGAUCAACCACCUGCAAGGAGAGCUGGUGCGCAAAAGGAAGGAAUGUGAGGAUCUGAAGAAGGAAAACAAGUAUUUAUCCAACGAGAUUCACAUGGAGAGAAUCAUGAUGAGAACAGAGAGUGAGCUCACCAUGAGGAACCUCAGGAACCUCAACCAAGAACUCCAGGCUCAAGUGAAAGAGCUGAAACAGAAGCUGCAUCUGAGCCAGCAGAGGGCAUCUCUGUGCUCCAGGGCAGCAGAGGAGGCAGAUAUGUUACGAGGGGAGGCUGAGAAGAGCCGGACCCUGGCAGAGGCUCGAGGUGUGGAGAGCAGGCAGGAGAGAGAUCUGGUACUGGCUGAGAAAGUAAGACUCAACGAGGACCUGCAGCAUCUCAGUAAAGAGCACACGAAUGCACAGCUGCUUCUGGCCCAGACAGAGAAGAGCUACUUUGAGACGAAGCUAAAGCUAGAGAGAGUGUCUGGAGAGAAACAGUUUCUGCUGGAGGAGAACAAGAGUCUGGAGAGUGAGAGAAUCACACUGCGGCACAGACUGAAGGAGCUGACGGAGGAGAAUGUAAAACUUAAAGAAAAGGAGGCAAGCUCCAGGCGCAGGGCUGCAGCAGCUGAGGAACAGAGUGAGAGAGCAGGGAAAGCGCAGCAGCAGGCUGAUCAGGAGCGCAGGCUGGCGGACAGAGAGAAGGAGGAGCGCAUCAGUGAGUGUCUGAACUGGAGGGAAAAACAUCAAGCACUGUCCGACAUCUUCAGAGCUCAGGAGGACCUGAAGUCUCAGAGGCAGAACAAAGCAUGUCAAGCAAACAUAAAGAGCUACUUCCUGUGUAUGACUGAAAGUGACCAGAGGGUUAAGAUCCUGAAGAAUCAGGACGGAAGUCCACGGAACUUCACAGAGGGAGAUCCAGUGUUCAUCUCAGCAGCUGAAGCAAACGGAGAAGAUUCAGAUAGAGGCUCAGGAAGAACCAUGCUGAGGGUGGCAGCCCCCAAAGCAGGACGAGAUAAUGGACCAGCUCACUUCAGUGAACUGUCACCGAUGGGAGGAGAUGCUCCUGACACCAGUUCUUUGAGGAAAAGUCGUAGAGUAGUGGAAUACUUCUGGAUCCCCACAGAUGAAGAAUAGGAUCAGAGAGAAGCCAAUACCUACCCCUUGGUACCUUUUAGAGCAGAGCAGAAAUGUAUGUUCUACAGAACCAACAUGAUUAUACUGCUCCAAUCAGACAUCAGUAAAUUUUAUGAUUUAAUAUCAGACGCUUUAAAAUAAUUCCCUCUAGCCUGGCACAUACUUAACAUAUUCAAGAAUGUAAUUUAUGACUGAUGUUUUGAAAUAGCUGACUUUAUACUUUAUACUAUCUCUAUACUUAAGACAAAGCUGGAUGAUGCAUUUCUCCAACAGAGAAAAUGUUAUGGUAUAUGCAGGAUUGUAAAUUAAGUCACACACAGGAUUAGGUGAUUAGGUGUUUCUUUACUUAAAAUGAAGCAACAGUGGUGUAGGAUACAGAGCACUAAAACAACCUUAUGACAUGAUUGUGAGCCAUUUAGAACCUUACAAGAAGACGGAUGCAGACACCUCCGAAAAGUAAAGAAAACUGAAGCGAAGCCAAUGCAACUCAAUUCUCGCAAAUAAAUUGAAACACUUGCCAAUAA